AUGUCUGCGGCAUCAGGACUCGUUGAGGCAGAGCCUGUCCGCAGGAGGGAGGUCAGUCUGGCUUCCCCGCGCGCCUGGAGCCUCUCGCGGCCACACGGCGUCGCUGUCGGGCCAUCCCGGCCGAUCGGGAGGCGCACGGGGCUGCGCGGCGGUGGGGCGGCGGGGCUCCUCACGAUCCCACCCGGGGCAGCUGUCCUGGGCCCCGGGCCGGCUGGGGUCAGCCGCCUCCCGGGCCCCAAACCACGCCGAGGUCCGCAGCCGCCGCUGUGGUCCUUCAGAGGGCGCCCCCUCUCGCUGGGCGAGGAGCCCCCCACCACCUUCGGCGAGGGGCUGCCUCCAGAAAGGCUGGCUGAAGAGGCCCCGGUGGUCCAGACGCCCCUUAUCCUGGGCCUGGCCAACCACAGCCUGCUGCAGAUCUUCCCACCUGUCCCCUGUCCCACCCCUGUCGCCCGCCCCCCAACCGCCUCCACGGGGCUCUGGGUGCUCCAAGAGACGUGCCUCCGUUUCACAUAUUCGCCCAAUGCCAGCCUGCCCAACGACACCACGGGGGCCAUCGAGUCGUGCCUGGACAGCUGGGCCUAUGACCCCAGCACCACGGACCCUGUUGUCCCUGAGUGGGACUUGGUGUGCGGCUCCAGCAAACUCAAGGAGGUGGGCACAGUGAUUGGGGGGAUUGUGCUGGGAAAUCUAUCUGACCGGUUUGGCCACAAGCCGAUCCUGGCCUGCAGCUACCUCCUGCUGGCAGCCAGUGGCUCCAGUGCAGUCUUCUGCCCCAACCUCCACCUCUACCUGGCCUUCCGCCCCUUGAGUGGUGCGCUGAGCUCUGUUAUCUUGAGUGUCGCAUGUGUGCCCAUCCAGAUGCAGGCCAUCACGUCAACUUUAACUGGUCACUUCUACACCGGCGGCCAGUUCAUUCUGACGGGUCUCGCCUAUGUUAUCCGCCAGUGGCGCUGGCUGCAGUUAACCGUGUCCAUUCCCUUCUUCGCCUUCUUCCUGUUGUCCUGGUGGAUACCAGAGUCCGUAUGCUGGAUGGUCCUGUCUGGGAUCUCAAAGGCCCUGAAAAUACUCCGGCAGGUAGCUGCCCUGGAUGGCAAGAAGGAAGAGGGAGAAAAGCUCACCAUGGAGGAGCUCAAACUCAGUCUGCAGAAGGAGAUCUCCAUGGCCAAGGCCAAGUACAGCAUAGCUAACCUAUUCCCGACACCCAACCCUCACUGUGUGACCUUCUGUCUUUUCCCGGCCUGGUUUUCCACUGGUUUUACCUACUACAGUUUGGCUAUGAGUGUGGCAGAAUUUGGAGUCAACCUCUACUUCCUCCAGCUCAUCUCUGGUGGGGUUGACUUCCUGGCCAAGUUCAUCAACAUCCUCUCUAUAAACCAUCUGGGCUGACACACCACCCUGGCCAGUGUUCUACUCCUGGCAGGAGGGUCCAUCCUGGCUCUCAUCUUUGUGCCCUCGGACUUGCAGACCCUGAGGACAGUCCUGGCUGUGUUUGGGAAGAGACAAUUGUCCAGCUCCUUCAGCUGCCUCUUCCUCUAUUCAAGUGAGCUGUACUCUACUGUCAUUCGGCAAACAGGUAUGAGCAUUAGCAACUUGUGGACCCACGUGGGGAGCCUGAUGGCCCCACUGGUGAAAAUCACAGGGGAGUGGCAGCUGUUCAUCCCCAAAGUCAUAUUUGGAAGCAUCGCCCUCCCAGGAGGCAGUGCUGCCCUCUUCCUGCCUGAGACCCUCCAUCGGCCCUUGCCAGAGAAUAUCGAAGACGUAUAAACCUGAUCAGUCCCUAGCUUCUGGUCCUGGCAGGCAAAGGAACCAAAGUGGGAACAAGAAGGGAAAAAAGCAUCCCAGAGGAUACCUCUGCAGCCUUGUGGACCAGCCUGGACCCCAGCUGAGGGCAACAAGUGA
Molecule: messenger RNA, 1899 nt
Organism: Suricata suricatta (meerkat)
Lineage: Eukaryota; Metazoa; Chordata; Mammalia; Carnivora; Herpestidae
Gene: SLC22A8
Product: solute carrier family 22 member 8
Biological process (GO): transmembrane transport
Cellular component (GO): membrane
Molecular function (GO): transmembrane transporter activity
Source: RefSeq, a predicted model, not a curated record